Messenger RNA from Phycodurus eques (leafy seadragon), 1886 nucleotides. It is a transcript of the gene nsfl1c, whose product is annotated as NSFL1 (p97) cofactor (p47). NCBI's taxonomy places the organism in Eukaryota, Metazoa, Chordata, Actinopteri, Syngnathiformes, Syngnathidae. Gene Ontology annotation, cellular component: nucleus; cytosol. Gene Ontology annotation, biological process: membrane fusion; Golgi organization; autophagosome assembly. The transcript is spliced from 9 exons. Bases 14 to 1138 code for a protein of 374 amino acids. Gene Ontology annotation, molecular function: ubiquitin binding. The record is from RefSeq and is a predicted model, not a curated record.
UGGACAAACCAAAAUGGCGAGCCAAGAGGAGUCUGUGCGGGAGUUCGUAGCUGUUACUGAUGUCGACGAGGAGAGGGCCCGCUUCUUCUUGGAGUCCGCCGGUUGGAAUUUGCAGCUUGCACUUGGUAGUUUCUUUGAAGAUGGAGCUGAUGAUGACAUCGUGUCACUGCCUCACCUUGAAGGAGGAUCCUCAGUGUCCAGAUCCACGGGCCCAAGCUCUCAACACCGAGUGACGUCAUUCAGAGACUUGAUGCACGAGGCGGAAGAAGAGAGUGAUGAAGAAGAAGGUCAAAGGUUCUUUGCAGGGGGAUCAGAGCGCAGUGGCCAGCAAAUCGUUGGGCCUCCUAAAAAAAAGAGUCCCAAUGAUGUGGUGGAAGAUCUGUUCAAAGGGGCCAGAGAACACGGGGCUGUGCCUUUGGAGCGCAGUGGGAAGGGGGCAGGAGAAUCCAGCAGAGCGAAAGCCUUCGACGGAGGUGGAUACAGGCUUGGAGCAGCUCCUGAGGAGGAGUCAACAUACGUUUCUGCUGGGAGACGUGACCCCAAUGCCCAACAGGAUGUACACGUGGUGCUAAAACUGUGGAAGAGUGGUUUCAGUCUAGAUGAUGGUGAACUCCGAAACUACAGUGAUCCUAGCAACGCUCACUUCCUCGAGGCAAUCCGUAGAGGGGAGAUUCCUUUAGAGCUAAGGCAGCGUUCUCGGGGGGGCCAGGUCAAUCUGGACAUGGAGGACCACAGAGAUGAGGACUUCACCAAACCCAGAAUGGCCUUCAGAGCCUUUGGAGGAGAGGGUCAAAAACUAGGAAGUGCCGCCCCAGAGUUGGUUUCAGCCCCUGCCACCUCUCAACAGGACCAGGCGGCGAACGAAGCUCAAGCCAGUGCUUCUGUGAGCCUGGACACCUCCCAGCCCGUCACUAACAUUCAGAUCCGACUUGCAGAUGGCGGCAGGCUGGUUCAAAUGUUUAACCAUACCCACAGGGUGUCUGACCUGCGGCAGUUUGUGGUGGCGGCCCGGCCCACCAUGGCUGCCAGGGCGUUCAUCCUGAUGACCACCUUCCCCAACAAGGAGCUGUCGGAUGAGAGCCAGACACUUCAGCAAGCCAACCUCCUUAACGCCGUCAUUGUGCAGCGGCUACAAUGAGGGUGGAGGCGAAGACACCCGCUCAACACUGAGCGGCCACCUUUCUCCCCUUGAAACCUGCUGUCCCCCCCUGCCUCCUUGAGGAGGAGGAGACACAGACUUCUGUUUGGACCUCUAAUUUUUCAUUUUUGUUUUCUAAAACAAAAUAUCCCAAGCAUUGAUCCCUCAUCCACACUGACAGCAGAAGAAGAGAUUCUGCUGUUUUUCAAGCCUUGACAUCUACAUGCUCAUCAGUAAAGUAGCAGAGUCCACAGUCUCAUUUGGUUCUCAGUUCUAGAUAGGACUGUAUUGUGGUUCCCAUUGCUUAUCUGGAACAAACCAAUAAAUAUGUGUAGCCUCAUACUUUCAAGACCCCCUGCACUUAACCACAACAAUGCCCCCCGUCUCCCCCACACACCCACAGUCCUCCUUGUUUGAAUUACCAUAUAUGAUGAUUAUCCUAGCGAGACUGCAGGGUUUUGUUUUCGUGUGGCAUCACCAAUAGUUAUUGUUUUAUUAUUAAUACAAACUGAUGAUUACAAGAGAACAUAAUGUAGUUUGUAAACUUGUUUGUAGCUGUGGAAGGUGGACAUGUUCUAUGCAUCCUGGGGCAAUAUGGGAAUAUGUUUGGACCUCUGAGAAAAUAAAUCCAUUUUAUGGUCAAUGUACAAAGAAGUGAGGGUUGUGUUUUCCAUAUUUUUGGGAAAUACCUGGUGAUAUCUGGAAAUUGUCAGUCUGAUUAUAGAAAUAAAUUCGAUACUGUAUUUUC